ACACUCUUAGGAAAGUUAGAGGCCAAUUAGCUCAACAACAAAAGAAGUUUUCCAUAUUAUCUGAUCAUUUUCCUUGCAAUUUAACCCACCAACAAAAAAAAUUCAAUCUGCCUCUUCAAAUUCUUUGUAUAUUUUUUUUUUUGGAAAAAAGAAAAAAAAUCAGAGUGUUUCCAGAAAAUAAUUUCAACGCCAUCAAAGCUCUGUUUCUGCUCAACUUUGCUCUCUAUAGUAGAAUUUUUUUUUUUUCGAAAAAAAAAAUUUUCAGUUCUGAAGAUUGUAUUUUUUCUGUAAAAGCUGUUCGUUUGCAAUCUUUGAACACUUGAGAAAGCUUCUCUAGCUGCGGAAUUUAGGUUUUAAAAUUUUUUAGCUAGUUUUUUUUUGUCUGGGUUUUGGAGCUGAAGUGGGCUUUUGAGUGUGUUUUUGGAUUUAAUUAAUUAAAUUCUUUUUGGGAGGGAGGCUUUUGGGUGUCUGGGUUGUGAGGAAAGGAAUGGGUUUUUGAUGAGAAGCGGAAAUUUUUAGGGUUCAUGCAUGGAAGGAAGAGAGGGUGCAAGUGGUGCUGGUGGUGGGGCAGUUACAGUGGUAGGAUCAGAUGCUCCGUCGGAAUACCAUGUGGCAGCUCGGACAGAAAAUCCUAGUCCAGUGGCCGGAUCAUCGCCGGCGGUGACACCUGCAGUGGCCGUGCCUCAACCUGCUCCGGCACCGGCGCCGGCGCCCGUGCCGGCGGCAGCGGUAGCGAUGAUGCCGGCUAAGAAGAAGAGGGGUAGACCAAGGAAAUACGGACCAGACGGGACGGUGACGAUGGCUCUGUCACCAAAGCCGAUAUCUUCUUCGGCUCCUGGACCGCCGGUGAUCGACUUCUCAGUGGAGAAGCGUGGAAAAAUACGGCCGGUGGGUUCAGCGAGCAAAAGUAAGAUGGAGCUGGAGAAUUUAGGUGAAUGGGUUGCAUGCUCUGUUGGUGCUAAUUUCACACCUCAUAUCAUCACCGUUAAUUCUGGCGAGGACGUUACCAUGAAGAUUAUAUCAUUUUCUCAACAAGGGCCUCGAGCAAUAUGCAUUCUCUCUGCAAAUGGAGUGAUUUCUAGUGUCACACUUCGUCAGCCUGAUUCUUCAGGGGGUACCUUGACAUAUGAGGGUCGCUUUGAGAUACUCUCCUUGUCAGGAUCAUUCAUGCCUAGCGAUAGUGGAGGAACAAGGAGCAGAUCUGGUGGGAUGAGCGUUUCUCUAGCAAGUCCAGAUGGGCGUGUUGUAGGGGGAGGUGUCGCUGGUCUGUUAGUAGCUGCCAGUCCUGUGCAAGUUGUGGUGGGCAGCUUUCUAACAGGGAACCAGCAUGAGCAGAAACCCAAGAAACAGAAAAUUGAGCCUAUAUCAGCUGCCAGACCAACUGCAGCAGUUCCUAUUUCUAGUUUAGAGAUGGAGGAGCCCUUUGGUGGACAUGGGCAGCGCCCUUCAGCUACCCCAAAACCAAAUCUCUCAUCCUCCACUUCAUUCCGUGGAGACAACUGGUCUCCAUUGCCAUCAGAUUCAAGGAAUAAGGCAACUGACAUUAAUGUAUCUUUGCCUGGAGGUUAAGCUAGAGAGGGGCUCACCUGAUUGUGCAAUAUGAGGUUUGUCACUGACCACAUUGGCAACCAAAGUCCACCUUUAAUCUCACUUCCCACUUGUUUGAAUUAUCUGUAAACUUCAUUGGCUCUUUAUUAGCACUGGCAUGUUGUUUUCCAACCACGGUUUUCCCCUUCUUUUCCAGGUAGGACCUUUUUUUUCCCCUGAAAAUUAGUUGGCUGAUUCGGUAGGCUUACGCCGAUCUUCGGUCCUUUUUUCCUUUUUUUUCCUUUUUCAUUUGGAGUAUUUCGAUGUACUAUUCUCUCAUGGAGUUUUACCGAGUGAUGUAUUGUGAUUUAUGUUUCUAACAUUUUCAAAUUUUCUCUUUGGCUCCA
Vitis riparia (riverbank grape) is the source of this 1934-nucleotide messenger RNA. Its product is annotated as AT-hook motif nuclear-localized protein 1. The coding region runs from base 529 to 1569 and encodes 346 amino acids. Gene Ontology annotation, molecular function: minor groove of adenine-thymine-rich DNA binding. NCBI's taxonomy places the organism in Eukaryota, Viridiplantae, Streptophyta, Magnoliopsida, Vitales, Vitaceae. The record is from RefSeq and is a predicted model, not a curated record. The transcript is spliced from 5 exons.